Messenger RNA from Carassius auratus (goldfish), 3256 nucleotides. Its product is annotated as progressive ankylosis protein homolog B-like. Gene Ontology annotation, biological process: phosphate ion transmembrane transport. Gene Ontology annotation, molecular function: phosphate transmembrane transporter activity. Gene Ontology annotation, cellular component: plasma membrane. The coding region runs from base 518 to 2005 and encodes 495 amino acids. The transcript is spliced from 12 exons. NCBI's taxonomy places the organism in Eukaryota, Metazoa, Chordata, Actinopteri, Cypriniformes, Cyprinidae. The record is from RefSeq and is a predicted model, not a curated record.
CAGAGAUUAAAAAUAACAUACAUAUAACUUUCUACUGUAGGUUGUUAUACCAUUUCCGUUGACAUCUUAUUCAGAUAGCAUGUUUCUAAGACAAAGACGAACUAAUAUCCCCUAAGAAACAAUAAAUCAAUGAUCUCCAUUCUUUGUAGCCUACCACUCCAGCAGGCUGGCGCGAGCAGCAGGAGAAGGUGCUUGGUGUUGUGAAGCCCCACGUGUGUUCUGCACGAGUAUAAAUAACACGCGCAAGUAAACAGCCGACAGAAUUUCAGCCCUUUAGACACGUAAAUGCUCAUGUUCAGCGGUUUCCUGCAUCAGCACUUCGUGGCAGUGAGUUUUAAUUCGUGGGAGAAAUGACAUGAUGAUAGAACGAUACAUGUUUGGAUGACCUCAUCGGAAGCGCUGAAAAUGACAAUCUCUCCAGUUUAUCCAGUUUCACUUCAGACAGCUGAUAGCCGCAUGCCAUAAAGCGACUCUUCGAGGACGAAUGCCUUAAAUAUUUUUGUCAUCAUUUUUCAUUAUGGACUGUCUAUCACGCAGUGCGUACUGGCCUCUUAUUCGCUUUCUGCUGCCGCUAGCCAUUACAAAUAUAGCCAUCGACUUCGGAGAACAGGCUCUAAACAGGGGCAUAGCUUCUGUGAAAGAGGACAGGGUUGAGAUGUUGGCAAGCUAUGGUCUGGCAUACUCGCUCAUGAAGUUCUUUACUGGACCCAUGAGCGACUUCAAAAAUGUGGGACUCGUGUUUGUCAACAGUAAGAAGGAGAGAACCAAGGCAGUCCUCUGUAUAGUUGUGGCUGGGGUCAUUGCCAUCAUCCUCCACAUCCUAAUAGCUUAUACAGAUCUGGGCUACUACAUCAUAAAUAAGCUCCACCAUGUUGAUGAUUCAGUGGGAAGCAAGACAAGAAAGGCAUUCCUGUACCUCGCAGUAUUUCCAUUAUUAGAUGCAAUGGCUUGGAUUCAUGCUGGCAUCCUCCUCAAGCACAAGUACAGCCUGCUAGUGGGAUCUGCCUCUAUCUCUGAUGUUGUUGUACAGAUAAUAUUUGUGGCGAUUCUUCUCCAGAGUAACCUGGAAUGUUUAGAGCCUCUUCUCAUUCCAAUUCUCUCUCUGUACAUGGGAGCUCUGGUGCGGUUCACUAUCGUAGGACUGGGCUACUACUGCAACGUCCACAACAAUAUUCCGGAGUCAAGCAGCAUCGAACAGGGGGGCGACACCACUGUAAGGAAGAUGCUAAGUUUCUGGUGGCCACUUGCCCUUAUUUUGGCCACUCAGCGCAUCAGCAGGCCCAUUGUCAAUCUGUUUGUCUCUCGGGACCUCGACAGCAGCGCUGCAUCAACCGAAGCGGUAGCAGUACUCACAGCAACAUAUCCGGUUGGUCACAUGCCCUACGGCUGGUUAACAGAACUACGUGCCGUCUAUCCAGCAUUCGAUAAGAAUAACCCUACUAAUAAGUUAGCCAGUGGUCUGACAGUCACCAAAUCACAUAUCAAGAGGUUCACCCUUUGCUGUUUUCUCCUCUCCUUAACGAUGUGUUUCCUUGUAUUCUGGACACCUCAUGUUUCUGAACGCAUUCUGGUAGAUGUCAUUGGGGUGGAUUUGGCCUUCGCACAGCUCUGCAUCAUUCCUCUGCGAGUCUUUUCCUUCUUCCCUGUGCCUGUUACGGUUCGAGCUCAUCUGACAGGAUGGUUAAUGACGUUAAAGAGAACUUGCGUGCUGGCACCUAGUUCAGUUCUGCGCAUUGCUGUGCUCAUCACCAGCCUUCUGGUUCUGCCUUACAUGGGAGUGCAUGGUGCCACAUUGGGAGUGGGGUCUUUAUUAGCAGGAUUCAUGGGGGAGUCCACCAUGGUUGCAGUGGGUGCCUGUUACGUAUACCGAAAACAGAAGAAAUCCCCAAAGGCAGAAAUGGUUGUGGAGGACAACUCUUCCCCGAUGAAUGAAGUCACCUCCAGGACGGAGUUAGAUGUCCCUGAAGAGGCUGAGAAUGAGCUGGUGGAAACAGAAGAUGAAUGAAUCAAGGCAUGGGAAGAAAAACAGAGGUGGAAGAUACGUUUUCCUUUCAUUUGCAGAUGAAGUGCAGUAUGACGUCUUGGAUUUUUGACAUCAAGAAGCAACUAGUACUUUAUCAUUAGAAUAUUUGUUUUCUUUUCUUUUUUACAUUUCUACAAUCUCUCCAUUACCCCAGUGGAAUUGGCAACUUGAUUGAUGUUUGUAUGGGGCAGAAUAAGCAGAUUUGCAUGUCUACAUCAACUGCACUCCUGCACUUUUUUGCACUGAGGCAUAUUUACACAGAUGUCUUCCAAAGCUCCUGUUCUGCAGCCUGUGAAUAUUUUGCCCGAAAUAGAUCAUUACAAUCAGAAAACAAAUCCUUGCUGAAAGACUGCAACAAGAACACGCUUGAAAAGGUGUUUAUUAUCUGAACUUUGACCCUGAGACAUAACGUCCAUUUCCUCUUGCCUUGAGACGCACAAAUAGUUACACUUUGAGUGUAUUAUAACUUGCUCAAGAGGAAUUUAUUUUAAUGACUUGGGGCACAUACCAGAUAUAUUUGACUGUGUAAGCUGAUUUAUUUUUGUAUUCACUGCACAAAUUCAGGUUUUGUAUACUUUGCAAAUGUCACUAUGGAGAUAUUUAGGUCGGAAGAUCAUACAAAAGAAUAUUUAUUUGAGCUUUUGUGAAAGCAUGAACAGAUCAUUUCUGAUCAGAUCUUAUUUUCCAGAAAUUUACUGUAAGUUUCACUUUCAAUAUCUGUUUUGUCAAAGUAUUCAUUGGAAUGCAGUUUUUAGGUACUAUUUUACUUUAGGGGCUUGUGUUACUAAGUGCUUGUGGUCUAACUGAAUAACCGCUCAUAUGUCAGCACAUACAAAUAAACUAAGCACUUAUGAACACAUUAUGGUUAUUAAACAAAUGUUGUGCUAAAGGUUUUUUUUUUUCUCUUCUUUUUGCAUUUCUCAUGUUUUGUGCAUAUUAAAGUCAGAAUCUUGAUAGAAUUGUCAUAGAACAGAAUAUUUUAUUCACAUUUCCUAAAAUGGUCAUAAAAAUGAGUAUUUUACAUAACCAAUACUGUAUAACUUUCUUUGUUUGGCAAUAAAGUUAUUCAGCAUUAAUCUGUCAUAUAUACAAAAAUUCAGAUGAGCAGGAAAAAAAAAACAUCAAAAUAAAAAGUGCAAGUAGUUCAUUCACUCCACAAUGAGCCAAAUAUUAAGCUUUGUUGCAAACUCUUUUUGGCAUCUAUAUCACCAGCUGUCUACUAACAUGAUUUAU